AUGAAUGACGAAGAUAUCUUGUAUGAUUUGGCGUUGGAAACAUUAUAUGAAGAAAAUCUUGCGAAUCCUGCCGAAUUUCCGAAGAAAACAGAAGAAAAGAAGGAUAAAAUUGCUGACGAAAUUCGAAAACUCCUAAUAGGCUUUCGAGAAACAGUGAAGUCUCUUGAAAAUGAGGUGAAGGAAGCUAAGGAGAAUUUGAAAAAUGCUGCGCAAGCUGCUGGAAUUGUUGUUUGUCCGAAUUGUAACCAUCAUUUCAAAGAUCGUCAUCAUCUUUUGAGGCCACUUAAUAUGAAGGUGUUUCGAGCAAGUCGAUGCGUAGAAAUCGAGUUUCGCACAGUUGAGGAUCUCAACACUUGGCUCUACUUGAAUCAAUUGGAGAUGAACUCGGACGGGAUACCUACUAUUCUAAAGAAAAGCAACCCAGAACCCAGAACUGAGACUUUAAACAGUUUGGGUAGCAAGAUGCACGAUUUGGUCCGAAAGCGUAAAAUUGCGAAAGAGGGGGAUAAUAAUGGGUUGGAGAAAAACACGAGAAAGAUUAGCAAACGUCCUUUGUUAAAUGAAGCAAAGCCUCUGGAACACAGAAGUGCUGUCAAGAUUGAGACUAUUCCACCACGGGUGAAGAAACCUGUCGAAAAACAUAUAGAAAACAAAUUCGUGCAACCUAAAAGUGUCAACGACGAGAAAAGAACCGGCAAUAGAAUUUCAAAUCGUGCUGAAUGCUCUCGAGAUGUUGAUAGAAAAGACGAUCGCAGGAGACAAUUAUGCGGCAAUGUGGAUGUGUCAAAGUAUUAUGGCCAACGAUUGGAAGCAGGGAAAUAUGAUGAUAAAGAUUUUAAAGCAAACCCAAUUGAAUCAGCAUCAAGAUUUCAAACAAAUAAUAAGGAUCGUGGCGAAACAGUUCAGAGGUUUGGAAUUCAGAGAUCCGAAUCUGGGCGGAAGUCCUCGGAAUAUUGUCAGCAACCGAGACAAUGUACUGCAGAAAAUUCUAGAAGAAAUCAAACCAAGAAACCGCAGCGAAUUGAAAAUGUGCUAAAUUCUUCAUCAGCAUGUAAUGACCCAGUACCAGAACCAACUCGAAAAGUACGGCGCAAAAUUGUGUUUGACGAGGAUCCAUCAACACAGCCACCUCCGAAAUUGCAUGCUCCUAUCGUUGAUAAAGCAGUGACUUACAAAGUGCCAGUAAAGUCGGCACCAGCGGUCUAUAAAGUUCCAGUUCGUCGGACUUCAUUAAAUAAUCCAACAUACAAGGUUCCUGUAACGAAAAGCGUAGCUACUGUUGCGACAACAAAAUUCUCGACUAAGGAUAUUUCGGAAAUUUCAAGUGAAAAGCCUAAAAAACUAAACGAGGCAAUUUCUGAUCAUCCGGAUGUAUCAGCAGAAGUCGAAGAAGACGAAGAUGAUAUGAGCUAUUGGUUAACUGGAGAUGUGGAAAUCGACUCAGAUGAGUUAUCUUGUGAUGAUUUGGAUUUCCCUGAAAGUGCUUCUACUGAAGUUUCGUUUACUUGCGGAGAAGAAGAUGAAGAUGGAAGUGAUCCAAUGCCGACUAAAGAUUUGAAUGUUGAUAUUAAAUUUGACCAACAUCUUCAGGACGAAACUAAUAAAUCUUCGAAUUACUCUCAUUUGUCAAGCCCUGAGAUGAAGACAAGUGGUUCGGACGAGGUAGAGGAGCUUGAUUGGGGCUAUGAUGAUGAAGAAUUGUACCAACCAUCUGAGAAGCCAAACGAGGAAGAAAAAAAUGAGGAGCAAUUGAAGGAACAUUCGGAUGAGGGUGAAAUAACCGACGACAGUCCGGCAUCAUCUCCUUCUGGAGUUCCGGGUCGACAAAGCUGCGAGGAAAAUCGGCCGAAAUCUCGAAGUCAUCAUUGGGCGAAAUCGAAAAAUAGUUUUGUAAAGAAUAAUGGAAUGCUGAAACGGCUUCAUUUUAAUGUUCAAUCACAGUAA
Molecule: messenger RNA, 1944 nt
Organism: Caenorhabditis bovis
Lineage: Eukaryota; Metazoa; Nematoda; Chromadorea; Rhabditida; Rhabditidae
Source: the annotation of a GenBank genome assembly